Messenger RNA from Cucumis melo (muskmelon), 921 nucleotides. RefSeq lists its product as uncharacterized. The transcript has 3 exons. The record is from RefSeq and is a predicted model, not a curated record. NCBI's taxonomy places the organism in Eukaryota, Viridiplantae, Streptophyta, Magnoliopsida, Cucurbitales, Cucurbitaceae. Bases 61 to 921 code for a protein of 286 amino acids.
AGCAGUAGCUUCUCUUCUAGGGUAUUUCAAUAAAGGGUUUGGCUUUGGUUUUUAGCUGCCAUGGAGGAUAUAGGUCUUUUCAAGCAAGGAUGGAAAUGGUUUCAGUCGCAGAAACACACUUACUCGCGUGCUCGAACUGCGUUUUUUAGUUUCAGAGACAAAGUUGGGAUGUUUAUUGAGAGACAUUGGCCAACAGUGUGCCGUGGCUGUGCCUGGAUGGGGAGUUUACUACGUUUAGUAGUGCUUCAAUGGUGGGACUGCAUUAUAAAAGGCUUCAGAUCGCUUAUUGGAUUAGGCUCUGCUGCAUUGCUUCUUAUAAUGUGGAGUUGCUUUCUUAGUUUAACCUCCAUGUCCUGCCUGGUUUACGUUCUUCUUAGUAUGGGAGCUGCAGGAGUUGCUGUUCAAUAUCUCGGUUACACUCCUGGACUUUUUAUUGUGGGGCUCUUUGCUAUUCUAGUCUUGUGGAUGUAUGCUAACUUUUGGAUUACAGGGACGUUGUUUAUAGUUGGAGGUUAUUUGUUCUCUCUUAAUCAUGCACGGUUGGUGGUCUUGAUGGCAACUGUAUAUGCUAUAUAUUGUGUUAAAGUUCGUGUUGGAUGGCCGGGUGUCUUUCUCUCAAUAAAUCUUGCAUUUCUAUCCAAUGAUGCAUUAAAUUAUUUGCUCCAAUGGUGUGAUAAGGCGAGGGAAAGCUCAUAUUUUGAAGAGCAGAAACAAUUUGAAACAGUUUCGGGAGAUGAAUUCUCAGGAGAGUGUGAAUACUCUAUUCCUACUAGUGAGUCCGAGAAGGUUCAUCCAUGUAAGUCAGCCAGCCCAACUGUUGUGACAUCUGUUGUUGAUAACCAAAAAGAGGCUUCUUGUAGCAAGGUGACCAAAGAUCAGACUGAUUCAAUUGAUGAGAUGAAAAGGAUCUUAAAUAAUUAA